AUGGACAUUUCUGAAAAUCAAAGUCAUUCACUUGUAAAUCUUCCUGAGGAUAUCAUUCAAAACAUUUUCACCUUUUUACCGAUCAAAAAUGCAAUUGUAACUUCAUCAACUAUGGCUAGUAAGUACAAAAGAUCAUGGCGUUAUAAUCGCCGAUUCCUAUUUAAUAUAGAAUUAUAUUUUAUGUACACUAAACAAGAUUUGGCAAAUAUUGUUGAUCAUGUGUUCAAUUCGCACCAGGGUGCUGAAAUUAAAACGUUUCAGUUACAUAUCAAUCCUGAUGGGAUUGAAGUGUUACUUAAAAAAUGGUUACAAAUAUGCACUCAAAAGGAUCUGGAAGAUCUUGAUUUACAUAUUUAUCGAUCUAAUUUCACAAUUGAAUUUAGUGUUUUUAACGCACUACAUAAAUUAAAAACAUUAAAAUUGGUUAGGUGUGUGAUCCAGUUACCAGAGGUUCCGAAUGGUUUGAAAUUUCUAAACACAAUAAGUCUACGUAGCCUACACAUCACUGAAGAUGUGUUCAAUGUAUUGAUUACGCAUUGUAAAAUGCUUGAAGUUGUUGAUUUGGUUGAUUGCUCUACAAUUAAGAAAGUAAACUUAAUUGUUAGAGAAAGUAAAUAUUUCAAAAAAUUAAGAAUUGCUCGAUGUGAAGACUUGGAAGAGAUUGAAAUUGAUUCACCAACUCUACAUUCAUUUUUUUAUCAAGGAAUUUUUUUAACAAUUCAAAUUGCACAAGGGAUGCAAUUGUAUGAGGCUUCCUUGAUCUUUAAACCUUCAAAAAACUACAUUCAAUCAACCAAGUUGGAAGCUCUAGUUAAUGAUCUCUCUCGUGUCUCUGUUCUUACCAUUACACCUCUACUCAUUGAGGGUAUGACUGCAAGGAUUCGCGAUGGGGUAUUUCGGGAAGCACAAUAUUGUUUUGUGAAUUUGAAAGAGCUUCAAAUAUUUAUGAAUGGAACAAUAUUUUGCAAUCCGUAUGAUAUAUUCAGUUUUCUCAAAAAUUGUCCAUCUUUAAUGAAAUUGUUCAUCGACCUAGAUGGUUAUCAAUUUGACUUUGGAAUGUAUUGGGAAAUGCAUCAGAAAAACUUGCUUGAAAAUUGCAAUCAUAAAUUUACUCAACUCAAAUUUGCGGUGAUUAGAAAUUUUAAGUUUCUACCAUCUGAACUUGAGUUAGUAAAACUAAUUUUGCAAAGAGGAACGAUUUUGGAGAGGUUGGUUUUUGUUCCACCAAAGAAAAGGACUCGAAGCUUGUUUAAAAGAGAAGAUGCACCCAAAUAUGAAGAAAUUUUUUGUUCUUGGAGACUAUCAACAAGUACAAGAGUAAUGUUACAUGACAAAUAUGUUGAGAAUACUUCCCCAAAUCCAACUCAUUCGAAAUUUUGGUUAGAUGCAUAUUGA
Messenger RNA from Vicia villosa (hairy vetch), 1395 nucleotides. Its product is annotated as putative FBD-associated F-box protein At1g61330. The transcript is spliced from 3 exons. Lineage: Eukaryota; Viridiplantae; Streptophyta; Magnoliopsida; Fabales; Fabaceae. Bases 1 to 1395 code for a protein of 464 amino acids. Gene Ontology annotation, molecular function: protein binding. The record is from RefSeq and is a predicted model, not a curated record.